GCCCGGGACAGGACGCCACCGUUACUCUAUAGAGACCGCGACAGAGACCUUUAUCCUGAGACAGAGUGGGUGCCUCCCCCACCCCCUGUACGGGAUAGGAGUAAUCGGGCAGCUGCCUAUGACCCACUGGAAAGCCUAGAGCGCCGCCGGGAUGGUUGGUCCUUGGAGAGGGACCGAGGGGAGAGGGAGUUGGGCAGUAGUAGUAGGGAUCAGCCUAGGAAACGGAGACUGGCGGAGGAUGGAGGCCGGCACUUGGACCGCUCUCCAGACAGCGAGCGCUCUUCUUCUUCCCGUAAGCGUCACUGUUUAGCCACAACCUCUCCACCGGACCGCAGCCCUGAGCUCCUUGGAGGGAGGGAGCGUUACAGUAGUGACCCCGAGCGCUCGUCCUCUCGCUUGCUCCUGUUGGAACGGCCUUCACCUGUCCGGGAGUCGCGCAGGGGCAGCUUGGAGCGGGGUCAGAACGAAAAGCGUGACCGCAAGAAUUCUGCCGAACGGGAGCGGAAGCAUCGUGCUUCUGUGGCAGCUGCCGCACAGGAGUGCAAAAGUCCAGCCAAAAAGGAUGAGCGUGCUACGGAAGGAGGUGGCGGAGGCUCCCGCCUCAAACCUCCUCCUCAGAAACAGCAGCAGGACGGAGCAUCGCAGGCUGGGGGAGCCCCCAAGCUGUGCUUGGCUUGGCAGGGGAUGCUUCUGCUGAAGAACAGCAACUUCCCAUCCAAUAUGCAUCUGCUUCAGGGGGACCUCGGUGUUGCCAGCAGUCUCCUUGUGGAGGGAGCGACUGGUGGGAAAGUAGCUCAGCUCAAGAUCACCCAACGUCUUCGUCUGGACCAGCCCAAGCUGGACGAGGUCAAUCGUCGCAUCAAAGUGGCGGGUCCCAAUGGCUAUGCCAUCCUUUUGGCUGUGCCUGGCGCAUCAGACAACCGCUCUGCAGCUGGAGCUGCCGAGGCCGCCACCACCUCCACCCAGAGGCCACUCAGGAAUCUGGUGUCCUAUCUAAAGCAAAAGCAGGCUGCUGGGGUGAUCAGCCUCCCUGUGGGGGGUAACAAAGACAAGGAGAACAGCGGGGUCCUGCACGCCUUUCCGCCCUGCGAUUUCUCCCAGCAAUUCCUGGACUCCACGGCCAAGGCACUGGCCAAAUCAGAGGAUGACUAUCUGGUCAUGAUCAUUGUCCGUGGGGCGUCCUAAGGCCCUCGUGUUCUCUGUACCCAACCCUGCCUACUCCUCCACACAGCCCCUCCAGCGUGUGCCAGGUGCUAUGGGAUACAGCCUUAGCCAGUCCUGUCAUUAUUUUAAAUUAGAUCUUUGUUUGUAGGUGACUUUCCCUGCCCAUUUUUCUGUUACUACAUUUUUCUAUAAAGUUAGAAGCCAGAAAGGUUGGUUAGCCGUUAGCGUGAAUAGGAUAUUUUGAGAAUCCCCUAUCAGUGGGGGUAGCAGGGAGGCUAGGCCUGCU
Molecule: messenger RNA, 1450 nt
Organism: Phaethon lepturus (White-tailed tropicbird)
Lineage: Eukaryota; Metazoa; Chordata; Aves; Phaethontiformes; Phaethontidae
Gene: RBM15
Product: RNA binding motif protein 15
Exons: 1
Source: RefSeq, a predicted model, not a curated record